AUGUUUUCGCGUUUCUUGCAACCCUCAGCCAACGGCAGUCCGAGUCACCAACGCGAAGCGAGCGGCCUGAGCCAUGCAGCGCCAGUCAGUCAAUUUGGCCAGCCGACUCUGCAAUACAGCUCGACUCCGAGUCUCACCUCGACCGCCAACCUGUCCGGUCCCAACAAUACGGGCAACAGUGCAAAUCGUGGGAUGGCCGAGACCGGAAUGCCCAAAGACGACACGGUUGUGUGCCACACCAGCCGAUAUGGCCUCAUUGAACCGGAAGUCGAGACGUGCCAACCGCCUCUGAGCCCGUUUGCUAGACUCGACGCUGGUACAGCUACAGCUGCCGCCACUGCAGCUGCCAUGGCAGCCGCUCUUUUCCCAAGAGGCACUUUGCCCAUUCUCAUACCUCUCAACACUGGACUUGCCUGGCCGACGUCAGAUGGACCAAUGACUCCGUCGAUGGCAACCACGACGACCACUGGUGACCAGACCUUCGUGCCCGCCUUGGUGACUAUCUCGCGCCAGUCGGACGGCCCGGUCGCUCAGGCGGGCAUGGAAACACGCAAUGACCUGAUUCCUUCUUUCUCAGCCACCUCGGAGAUAUCCGGCUUUCCACAACCCUUUUUCACCCUCCAC
Protopolystoma xenopodis is the source of this 624-nucleotide messenger RNA. The record is from the annotation of a GenBank genome assembly. NCBI's taxonomy places the organism in Eukaryota, Metazoa, Platyhelminthes, Monogenea, Polystomatidea, Polystomatidae.